AUGCAUCAGCAGGGCAGUCACAUUGGCAAGGUAAUACUGAACUUCCGCAAUCAUGAUUUUUGUGAAGUGCAGAAUGGACAGGUUCAACUAGUGAUUAUAUCUAGGAGAAGCGCAUCGGAUGGCUCGGCGUCGUUCCCGCUUGUAGGUGGGCUUGGUGGUUUGGGUCGUUCUAUAGCUGUCUAUAUGACCGAUCGUGGAGCCCAACACCUCACAUUCCUCUCCCGCAACGCCAGAACAACAGAUCAAGAUCAGCUUUUUGUCAAAAAACUCCAGAGUAUGGGCUGCGAGGUCCAUUUAGUACGUGGAAGCGUCACCGAAGCAGUGGACGUUAGACGCGCUGUGGCGGCGUUACUCCGUCCACUCAAAGGCAUCAUCCAGAUGAUCAUGGUGCUCCAUGAGCAGAGCUGGCAGAAAAUGACCAUUGACGAAUGGAAUGGCACAGUGGCGCCCAAGGUUGCGGGAACAUGGCAUCUGCACAAUGAGACUCAGUCAUUUGAUAUCGAUUUCUUCAUUUGGUUUAGCUCGCUGUCAGGUACCGUAGGACAGCCGGGACAGGCAAACUAUGCUAGUGCCAAUACGGUCCUCGAUGGGUUUGUCAAAUUUCGACAAGCAAAGGGCUGCCAUUAUUAA
Messenger RNA from Exserohilum turcica Et28A, 630 nucleotides. RefSeq lists its product as uncharacterized. The transcript is spliced from 2 exons. The record is from RefSeq and is a predicted model, not a curated record. NCBI's taxonomy places the organism in Eukaryota, Fungi, Ascomycota, Dothideomycetes, Pleosporales, Pleosporaceae. Gene Ontology annotation, biological process: fatty acid biosynthetic process; secondary metabolite biosynthetic process. Gene Ontology annotation, molecular function: fatty acid synthase activity. The coding region runs from base 1 to 630 and encodes 209 amino acids.